Molecule: messenger RNA, 750 nt
Organism: Vicia villosa (hairy vetch)
Lineage: Eukaryota; Viridiplantae; Streptophyta; Magnoliopsida; Fabales; Fabaceae
Exons: 2
Coding region: 1-750 (249 amino acids)
Source: RefSeq, a predicted model, not a curated record
AUGAAGGACGAUAAAAGGAAAGCACCAGAAACCCUAGAAUUACAAGAUGGAUCCCUUGAACCAAGGAAGCUUUGGAUUGAUGUAAUAAGUGGUAAUCAGAAUCCAGGGAACGAAAUGGCAAUUAAGUUUAUCACACCCAAGCUUGUUGACGGAGUCAUUGAAGUCGAGAGUGAUGAAGCUGACAUCGUGAAUGAGAAUUUUGAAAAACUACCUGACAUAUACUACAAUGACGAAGGUUAUUUUGUAUUGAGAUUCCAUUCUUACCAAGAUAGGGAUGCUGUAUUGAGGAAAGGACCAUAUACAAUAAGAAAUAUGCCAAUAUUGUUAUCUAAAUGGAAACCAGACUUCAAUUUGAAGAGAGACAUGCUGCUUACUAUCCUGAUUUUGGUCAAACUACCUCAACUACCAAUUUACUUAUGGGGUUCCAAGAGCUUAAGUAAAAUAGGUAGGGCAUUAGGUACACAAUUGAUGACAGAUGAAUGCACCGAAAAUCGGUAUCGUAUCUCUUAUGCUAGAAUCUUGGUUGAGAUAGAAAUCACACAAGAGAUAGUGAAAGAAAUUACAAUCAAAGACAAGACAGGAGAGAAGAUGCAACAAUCUGUGGAGUACGAGUGGAGACCACCAUACUGCAUAAAAUUUCAGAAGAUCGGCCACACUUAUGGAGGAAAGCAACAAAAGCAACAUACAAAGCAAUUGAUACCAAAAGAGAAGGACACAACAAAAACAACAGGAGGUGGAAAUCAAUGCUAA